Messenger RNA from Baudoinia panamericana UAMH 10762, 1098 nucleotides. RefSeq lists its product as uncharacterized. The transcript is spliced from 2 exons. The record is from RefSeq and is a predicted model, not a curated record. Lineage: Eukaryota; Fungi; Ascomycota; Dothideomycetes; Mycosphaerellales; Teratosphaeriaceae. Bases 1 to 1098 code for a protein of 365 amino acids.
AUGGCCGAUGGGGCACCCCAGCACAGUUAUUUUGCUGAUGAAAUGUACCAUCACGAUAUCGAACAAGGCGCCUUGUAUGGCGCUUUCCGCCCACUGUAUCCGCCGGUGAGCUCGCCAGCAGCCGUCCCAAUUGCCCAAGCACAGACAUCGCUUGCUGCGAAUGACGUGCAGAUUCCCGUACCUGGCGUUAUAGAUCGCUAUGUCGACGCUCGAGCCUACUCUGCGGUCAGUUACGACGACUGGGCGCGCGCAUCUAUCGACUACGAUGCAACGUCACCAGCCUCUGUCGAGACCCGCAACGACCACCCAGCAACUCCCGGCGCGGAUACGAUGGGCUCUUUUGCUCAAUUCCACGGCGACAGCCGGCCAGCCAACAGCAUGUACUUAGAACCUACUGCUGACCAGCAUUGUGUCGACUUCAAGCCGGCACCAAUGGCGCUUGCUUCAGCCGCAAUACCCAUCAUCUUCCGCACACCGGACUACGGUACGCCUGCUGUAGACAGCUUCAGCGGGGUGCGGUAUAGCAGCUUCCGCGGUCUUGCUUGGCCAGCGCAGCCAGUUGCUCAACAGCAAAUAAUGCAGGUCAAUCCACAGGACGUUGUCCAAUGCUCCAGACAGGCAGCACCGGUCUACGUGGCACCGCAGGCUGUCCGGAAUGUUUCAGCAGAUACCAUUGACAGUCUUCAGAAGUCAUCAGAAGAGUACAGCAGCUCGGAGUCUGCGACUUCGCCACUACCGACGCGCACUGCCAGCACUUCGGAUAGCGUCAAUGUUAAGUGGCGUAACCGGAUGAUCGUCCAGCUCCGUUCCGAAGGCCUCUCAUACAAGGACAUCAGGAAACGGCUCAAUCUUCGCUGUGCGGAGUCAACCAUCCGCGGCAUUUAUCGGAAUAUGACCAAGCCGAAGGCUGAAAGAAUUCGUCAACCUCAAUGGACAGCGAACGACGUCCAGCUCCUUCGCCGGGCGGUCGCUUACUACACGCCUGCUGCACGUUCGGUUAAGCUGCCGUGGCAGAGCAUUGCCCGUCAUGUUCAGCGUCAUGGUGGUUCGUAUCCGUUCGCGGGCGCGGCAUGUGCCAAGAAGUGGAAGGAGGUUUGA